AUGCCCAUGAUCCCACUCCUCAUGAGCAAGCUCAGCAACCUGUCCCCGAAGCGUAGCCCACGCGACAAGCGGCGCGCGGGUACCUCGACGGAACCAGCGGAGCCCAUGCCCUCGGCCCCGUCGACCUCGUCCGCCGCUUCCACUUCGGCCCAGCACCCCCUCCCACUGGCCGACAUCACGAGAAACAUCCUCAACGCGCCGCAGACGAUGCAGAGCAAGAAACGCCGCGUCGCGGACCCCGACGCGAAACGUACCCCCUUCCCCGACGCCUCGCCGCGUACGUUUCCCCCGCCUCCGCUAAGCAGCACAGGCCAGAGCUCCUCCGGCGUCGGCGUCGCCUCCGCCCCGUCCCCCUCGCCCCGCCCGCCCCGCGCCUCAAUCCCCGCGAGCCACAAGAUCCGAUACCUCGAGAGCAAGGUGCUCGCGCUGAGUACCGAGCUGGAGAAGGAGCGCACCGAGGCGCUGGCGACGAAGGCGCAGGUUGAUCACGCAUUCCGCUGCGUCAUUGCCAUCCACGAGAUGAUCACGUCGCUGAAUGACCGUCUGGAGCGCCUUGAGCGCGCGGCGGCCGGCAGCAGGGCAGAGCAGGCGUCGGACGAGGCGGCGGCGAGCGGGGCGAGUGGAAGUGGGGCGAGCGGCACGAGUGCGUAG
Messenger RNA from Vanrija pseudolonga, 651 nucleotides. RefSeq lists its product as uncharacterized. Bases 1 to 651 code for a protein of 216 amino acids. The transcript is spliced from 2 exons. The record is from RefSeq and is a predicted model, not a curated record. NCBI's taxonomy places the organism in Eukaryota, Fungi, Basidiomycota, Tremellomycetes, Trichosporonales, Trichosporonaceae.